UAAACAAGCAGUCUGAUGAGUGCGCACGAAGGAUUUAGUUCUCCAGUCCCGACCCGAUUCCAAGACUGCUUGGUCAUUGAAAACAGAUGCCUGUCAUUCCAGUCCACCUCCGCGUCAAGGGUACAUGCUGCACAGGAUAUUUCGAGCGACAUCCAGAGCUGACGCCUAUAUCGCCUGCCUGGGAAACAGAGAAAAAACUUCACCACUGAAGGAGGCAGGAGACUGACACCCACUCACGACUCAGCUCUGUGUGUGCCUGUUGUUUUCACCCGAUCCCUCUCACCUCUGAUCUGCUGGACCCUCUGGACUGGUCCGGGUCCUCUCUGAACUGCUAAAGACUUGUUUUUAGAAAUUUGACUGAGCAAAAGGCAAGCCGUCACCAUGCUCCGGGAAGCCUUUUCAAGCGUGACAAAACUCCAUGGUUACAUAAUAUCCAGAAUUGAUACCAGAGUGAAGGAUUACCCUCUGAUGCAGAGCCCGUUGCAGAUGACCAGCAUCCUCCUGGCCUAUGUCGUUUUCUCUGUGUACAUCGGCCCCCGCAUGAUGGCCAACCGCAAGCCGUUCGGCCUCAACCGAGCCAUGAUCAUCUACAACCUCAGCAUGGUUUUGCUGAAUGCCUACAUAGUGUAUGAGUUCAUGAUGUCUGGAUGGGCCACCACCUUCACAUGGAAAUGUGAUCUUAUUGAUGUCACCACCAGCCCACAAGCUCUCAGGAUGAUCCGAGUCGCUUGGCUGUUUUACUUUUCAAAGUUCGUAGAACUCUUCGACACAGUAUUCUUUGUGCUGAGAAAAAAGCAAACCCAGAUUACGUUCCUCCACGUCUUCCAUCACUCCUUCAUGCCCUGGUCUUGGUGGUGGGGUGUUGCGCUGACGCCUGCUGGAGGAAUGGGAUCGUUCCAUGCUAUGGUGAAUUCAACGGUCCAUGUCAUCAUGUACACCUACUACGGACUCUCUGCUUCAGGGCCUCGCUUUCAGAAGUAUCUGUGGUGGAAGAAGCACAUGACAGCCAUCCAGCUGACCCAGUUUAUUCUGAUCUCUAUUCACAUUAGCCAGUAUUACUUCAUGGAGAAGUGCGACUAUCAGAUGCCACUGUGGAUCCAUCUGAUCUGGAUGUACGGGAUCUUCUUCUUCCUCCUCUUCUCCAACUUCUGGGUGCAGGCUUACAUAAAGGGCAACCGUCUUCCAGUUGCAGACCACAAGCCGAGCCAGAACGGCUCCACCAACGGACACAUUGUGAUGAAUGGCAAACCCCAUACAAAUGGGCAUGCUCACCCCUAUGAAAAUGGAAAUAUAGUCAUGGGGAAAGUGAAGAAAAUUUAAAUGACUCUGGGGGGGAGAGGAGGCAUAGACCGUUUGUAGAUAUUAGCACCUCAAAUAUGCCACAUAUCUAUAUUUAGUAGCAUAUUUGAGUACAAGAGUUCAAUAUGCUACCUCUAUACUAUGUAAUUUGUAUAUAGUCUAAUUUUAUUAAAUGUUUACCCCUGUGGGAUAUGA
This is a messenger RNA of Xiphophorus maculatus (southern platyfish), 1494 nucleotides long. RefSeq names its product elongation of very long chain fatty acids protein 1 (gene elovl1a). The coding region runs from base 382 to 1320 and encodes 312 amino acids. Lineage: Eukaryota; Metazoa; Chordata; Actinopteri; Cyprinodontiformes; Poeciliidae. Gene Ontology annotation, biological process: fatty acid elongation, saturated fatty acid; fatty acid elongation, polyunsaturated fatty acid; sphingolipid biosynthetic process. Gene Ontology annotation, cellular component: endoplasmic reticulum membrane; endoplasmic reticulum. The record is from RefSeq and is a predicted model, not a curated record. The transcript has 10 exons. Gene Ontology annotation, molecular function: fatty acid elongase activity.